CCUGCGCCCAUGCUGCCCCCAGACGCCUCCAGCCUCGUGCUGGAGCAGGGAGCCAUUGGGGGCAGUGAGGUGGGAGUGGGGCCCCCGGCCAUGAAGGCACCUCACCAGGCAGCGGGGCGCACGGACCAGAUGCUGGGGGCCAUGGCCGAUAUCCUGACCUCCAUGGCCCUCCCCAGCCAGCAGUGGCUGCCGGAUCUGUGCUCGGAGGGGCCGGGGGACGAGAUGCGGCCGGAGCACGGCCACUCCGAGGCCCCUGCAGGGAAUGGGGAGCCGCAUGGCGGGGACCCCCAGAGCAGGCCAGCAGCACCGGGGCCCCCCGUGCCCCAUGGCGUGGACCAGGCCCCAGACACCUGCCCUUCAGAAGAAGAGUCCUACUCCGUGGCAGGCAGUGAUGGCAGCAUCUCAGCCUCGGUGGCCUCCAUCCAGCCCCAGCCCUCGUCCGGCUCCGCGCCCAGCUCGCCCGGCUCCCGGCGCUCUGUCACCACCCUCAAGAAGUGGCUGACCACACCAGUGCGCAAGCUGAGCACCGGCAGCCUGGCCAAGGGCGAGCGGAAGCCGGAGGGUCGGCCCCGGCGCGGGCGCGAGGGCAGGCGGCACGGCCGGCAGGAGGAGAGGAAAAGCAUCGACCUGGGGCAGCUGGGCAAGGCCAACGAACCCCUCGCUGCCCUCCAAGAGCCCAAGGGCACGGAAUCGGGCCCCUUGGGGGGCGAGCAACUGCCGGGCCUGGCUCUGCUGUGCAGCCUGCUGGAGGGGGGUGCCGCAGAGGCAAGCACACAGGGCCCCAGCCCCCUUCAUAUCUCCAGUGACCCCCAAGGCCUGGCCCCCCCUGAAGAGCUCCCUGGGCUACCCCCAGAAGAGAUAACGAGUGAGGAGGAGAGAAAGAGUGCCUUAGAAAAGAGUAUGUUUGUCCUCACGGAGCUCGUGGAGACGGAGAAGAUGUACGUGGAGGACCUGGGCCAGAUAGUGGAGGGCUACAUGGCGACCAUGCGUGCCCGAGGCGUGCCCGAGGACAUGGAGGGCAAGGACAAGAUCAUCUUCGGGAACAUCCACCAGAUCUAUGACUGGCACAAGGAUUACUUCCUUAAAGAGCUGGAGAAAUGUCUGCACAACCCGGACCUGCUGGCGCAGCUCUUUAUAAAGCACGAGCGCCGUUUGCACAUGUACGUCGUUUACUGCCAGAACAAACCCAAAUCGGAGCACAUUGUCUCUGAGUACAUCGACUCCUAUUUUGAGGAGCUGAAGCAGGAGCUGGGCCACAGGCUGCAGCUCAAUGACCUGCUGAUCAAGCCGGUGCAGAGGAUCAUGAAAUACCAGCUGCUGCUCAAGGAUUUCCUGAAGUACUACAGCAAGGCCGGGAUGGACACAGAGCAGCUGGAGAAAGCCGUGGAGGUGAUGUGCUUCGUGCCCAAGCGCUGCAACGACAUGAUGAACGUGGGGCGGCUGCAGGGAUUUGAGGGCAAGCUGACGGCGCAGGGGAAGCUGCUGCAGCAGGACACCUUCUGGGUGACGGAGCAGGACGGCGGGUUCCUGCCGCGCUGCAGGGAGCGACGUGUCUUCCUCUUCGAGCAGCUCGUCAUCCUCAGCGAGCCCCUGGAGCGGCGCAAGGCCUUCGCCACGCCCGCCUACCUCUUCAAGAGCAGCAUCAAGGUCAGCUGCCUGGGGCUGGAGGAGGAUGUGGAGAACGACCCCUGCAAAUUUGCCCUGACGUCGCGGGGCGCCGACCGCAGCAGCAUCCGCUACGUGCUCCAGGCCACGACCCCAGAGAUCGCCCGGGCCUGGACGGCCGACAUCAGCCACAUCCUGGAGACCCAGCGUGACUUCCUCAAUGCGCUGCAGUCGCCCAUUGAGUACCAGCGGCGGGAGAGCAAGUCUCACAGCCUGGGCUGGGGGGGGGCCCUGCGGGCAUCGCCACCCAGCGGCCCCAUGCGGCCCCACUCCUCCGCCUCCAUGGACAGGAAAACGGGGCCCAGCCUCCGGGCCUACAACUCCUCCCUGCCCUCCAUCUACCUGCCCAGCAGCCACCCGCGCCCAGAGCACCCACCGCCCACUGAGCCUGCCCGCAACCAGAGCUCCCCCACGCCCAGGACGGCCUCCCCGGCCCACGUCUGCCUCAACUUCCCCGGGGGCCCCCAGCCAGGCGAGCCCCCCCCUGGGGCCCUGAGGGGGGCAGGCUGCCCGUUCCCUGAGCUGGGCUCUGACACCCCUGGCGCCCGGCUUGCCAAACUCGACGAAGACGAGCUGUGACCCACCCCCCACUGGGGACUCUGGAGGAUGCUGCUGCCCCCUCCCAGCCCAGCGAGUGACCCGUGAGGAAUGGCUGGGCCCCCCCUCAGAGACUGGAGUGAAGCUGGGGAGACCUGGAGCCCCGACCCCACACUGCCCCCCCCCCGGGAGGAGAGGCAGCCAGGCAGGGACCAUGGACAUGACCUUGAGCAUCUUCCUUUGGGCCAAGGACCCUCAUGCUGAGGGGGGUACGGGGCUCUGCCCCUCCCCCACCCAGGACCCUUCGGUGCAUGGAGCUGCCAUGGGGCUGGGCAGUGGGGUGCUGGGGAGGGGGGAAAUGGGGCUCUGGACAAAUGGGAAGGGUGCCUCUGCCCCCUCCUGGGAGCUGGGUUGGACCAAGCCGGACCCUGACCCCGUCGCCCUGACCCCCAGUUGCGGCCCCCACUUUGUGGGGUGGGGGUGUUCCCAGACGUCCCCACCUUGCUCCCUGGGGUUGUUUAGCAGCCCCAGGCUGUCAGGCCCUUCCCUUCCCUUCCCACCCAUCAUCUCUGGCCCCCGAGAUUGCAACAUGCCCCCCUGCCCCCAACCCUCUAGCCUGGCCCAGCUUCCCAGCCCAAAGGUGGCUUCUCUCCCAGGCUUCACCUCUCCCCAUGGGAAUCAGGCCCCCUUUCUGGACCAGGGAAUGCAAUGCAGGGCCCCCCUGGGUCUGCCCCCCAGGGACCUCACCCCCCUGGGCCCGCAGGCCCCUGUAUAUGCAUGCUGCCAGGCCCGGGCGGGGGAAUUAUUUUGUUUAAUAAAGUUUUUGGUUUAUCAA
This is a messenger RNA of Gopherus flavomarginatus (Mexican gopher tortoise), 3037 nucleotides long. It is a transcript of the gene ARHGEF25, whose product is annotated as Rho guanine nucleotide exchange factor 25. Gene Ontology annotation, biological process: axon guidance. Lineage: Eukaryota; Metazoa; Chordata; Testudines; Testudinidae. Gene Ontology annotation, molecular function: guanyl-nucleotide exchange factor activity. The transcript has 17 exons. Bases 10 to 2244 code for a protein of 744 amino acids. Gene Ontology annotation, cellular component: plasma membrane; cytoplasm. The record is from RefSeq and is a predicted model, not a curated record.